Molecule: messenger RNA, 684 nt
Organism: Porites lobata
Lineage: Eukaryota; Metazoa; Cnidaria; Anthozoa; Scleractinia; Poritidae
Source: the annotation of a GenBank genome assembly
AUUUUGGAUCAGCAGAGAUCCAUUAUUAACAAUCACAUUCCUUCAAAACGAGGAUUUAAGUUAGCUUCACUAAAUGUUAACAAACUCUCCACGCAUAUUGAUGAAAUUAGAAUUUUGCUUGCCGAUAAGUGCCUAGAUGUUCUUGCUAUUCAGGAAACUAAACUAGACGUGUCUAAUAAUAACUCUGAUUUUUAUAUCUGUGGCUACGAAUUAAUUCGAAGAGAUAGGCUUAGCGAUGGUGGCGGAGGUAUAUGCUUUUAUAUUAAAUCAACAAUAAAUUUCUCCGUGCGGACGGAUCUCAAUGUUGACGAGCUUGAAAACCUGUGUAUCGAAAUUCGCAAGCCGACCUCUAAACCUUUUAUUGUUGUCAAUUGGUAUAGGCCUCCUAACUCUCCAAUUGGGCUAUUCUCACAUUUGGAAAAUCUUAUUGCAAGACUUGACCUAACAAAUCUUGAAUUUUUCCUACUUGGUGAUAUGAAUGCCGAUAUGGCCUCAACCAAUUACGACAACAAUGUCCGUCAGCUAAUAAAUAUUGCUGAUAUUUAUGGCCUCCACCAACUCAUUUCUGAUCCUACUCGGAUAACAGAUAAAUCAUCCACUCUGAUUGAUUUAAUUUAUACAAAUUGUCCUGAGAAGGUAGUCUGCUCUGGAGUCGCCCAUAUCAGUAUUAGUGAUCACAGUCUU